UAAAACUAAAAAUGAAAUUCUCUACCAUCUUAUCUGCUGCUGCUGCUUUAACCUUUGUUAACGCUGAAGUUACUUCCAAAGCCAACUUCGGUGUUGUUACCAUCCACUCUGGUUCUUCUUACCAAUACGGUAGCAUCAACAAAGAUUCCGAUAAACUCUUAGUUAAUGGUAAAGGUGAUGCCGUUACUUUCAACUUGAAAAAUGGUGAAUUAACUGACCAAGACAAUGCUAAAAUCGCUCCAGGUACUAAUGGUUUCCUUGCUACUUCUUCUAAAUCCGACACCAGUUUCUCUGUUAAAGACGACAGAUACUUAGUUUACAAUGGUCAAGACUUCUACGCUUGUCCAGAUGGUGGUAACACUUACUUAUCCACUAAAUCUUGUGAAAACGGGGUUAGUGUUGAAUUAUUAGCCCAAUAA
This is a messenger RNA of Hyphopichia burtonii NRRL Y-1933, 419 nucleotides long. RefSeq lists its product as uncharacterized. The record is from RefSeq and is a predicted model, not a curated record. Bases 12 to 419 code for a protein of 135 amino acids. The transcript has a single exon. NCBI's taxonomy places the organism in Eukaryota, Fungi, Ascomycota, Pichiomycetes, Serinales, Debaryomycetaceae.